This is a messenger RNA of Podospora anserina S mat+, 390 nucleotides long. RefSeq lists its product as uncharacterized. NCBI's taxonomy places the organism in Eukaryota, Fungi, Ascomycota, Sordariomycetes, Sordariales, Podosporaceae. Gene Ontology annotation, molecular function: phosphoprotein phosphatase activity. The record is from RefSeq and is a predicted model, not a curated record. The annotation marks the transcript as partial. The transcript has a single exon.
ACCGGCGUGAUCGUCGCCCUUGUCCUUGCUCUCUGCGGCGUCUCCGACAACGUGAUCGCCCACGAGUACUCCCUCACCGAAUUGGGACUCGCCCGCCUCAAGGAGCCCAUAGUGGAAAGACUCACCGCACCGGGGGCGCCCCACGAGGGCAACAGAGCCGCGGCCGAGGUUCAGAUUGGAGCGCGGAAAGAGUACAUGCUGGCCACCCUAAGGUAUAUCAGACAGAAGUAUGGAAGCGUGGAAGAGUACUUGCUCGAACGUAUGGGGCUGAGCCAGGAGACCCUGGACAAGAUCAAGAAGAACCUGGUCGUCGACCUGGCGGAGGGAGAGGAAACGGUGCCGUGGGAAGGGAAUGAUGAGUUGGUUUCUGCCCAGAUUGCUCAUCUUUGA